Molecule: messenger RNA, 2220 nt
Organism: Alternaria atra
Lineage: Eukaryota; Fungi; Ascomycota; Dothideomycetes; Pleosporales; Pleosporaceae
Exons: 3
Coding region: 1-2220 (739 amino acids)
Biological process (GO): carbohydrate catabolic process
Molecular function (GO): alpha-galactosidase activity
Source: RefSeq, a predicted model, not a curated record
AUGUUUGGCAUAAGGUGUGUUUAUGCGUUGAGCCUUUUGGCCGGCGCCGUUGUUGGACAGGAUGCUAUCUCGGCGACUGGCACAAACUUCACCUUGACCGCUGAUGGCAUGUCCUACCUCUUCCAUGUAGAUACCGAGUCGGGAGACCUCAUCUCGGAUCACUUUGGAGGACCGACCGACGACUUCACACCGCCAGCCUUUAUCCUUCCCUAUGGAUGGCACGCCGGGAUAUCCAACGACCGUCGCGAGUUCCCUGACAGUGGCCGUGGUGACUUCCAACUACCAGCGAUCCACAUCGAACACGCUGAUGGAGACACGGUAUCCGCGUUCCGCUACCAAUCUCACGACAUCACGCAGGGAAAGCCCUCGUUGCCAGGAUUACCUGCGACCUAUGGAGAAGCCGGCGAUGUCACGACGAUUACCGUACACAUGUAUGACAACGUGUCAGAUGUUUCGGCUGCUUUGAUGUACUCGAUCUUCCCAAAGUAUAAUGCUAUUGCGAGAAGCUUCAGCAUCGCGAACAAUGGUACUGCUGAUAUCGUUAUCGAAAGAGCCUCGAGCUUUAGCACGGAUUUUCCUAAUCUGGAUUUGGAGAUGAUUGAGCCGCAUGGUGAUUGGUCACAUGAAUUCCAGACCGUGAAGAGGAAGAUCGACUAUGGCGAGACUUCAUUCCGAAGCACAGCAGGAUAUGCUUCGCAUCUUCAUAAUCCUUUCUUCGCCUUGGUUUCCCCAACUACUACUGAAUCUGCAGGAGAGGCGUGGGGAUUCAGUUUGGUCUGGACGGGUAGCUUUGAGGCUACAGCCCAGCGCUUCUCUAAUGGCUAUGUGCGUGUGCUUAUGGGCCUUAACCCGCUCCACUCCAGUAUUCGUGUGGCGCCAGGAGAGAUGUUCCAGUCCCCUGAAGCUGUUGGUGUGUACUCCUCCCAAGGUAUCGGAGGCGUAUCGCACUCGUUCCACGAUCUCUAUCGCAACCAUCUCUCCAGAUCUAAGUUUACGGACCAAACCCGACCGAUUCUACUCAACUCUUGGGAAGGACUAAGUUUCGAUAUCAACGAGACUUCUUUAGUCAACCUGGCUGGCGAGGCUGAAGAGCUAGGAAUCGAGCUCUUCGUCAUGGACGAUGGAUGGUUUGGCGUCGAGUACCCGCGCAACAACGACUCCCUCGGCCUAGGGGACUGGACGCCAAAUCCGGCCAAGUUCCCUGAUGGCUUAGGUCCGUACGUGGAGCAGGUCAACAACUUUACAGUAUUGAACGCAUCAUCAACGCCUCUGCAAUUCGGUAUCUGGGUUGAGCCAGAAAUGGUCAAUCCCAAUUCGACUUUGUACCAUGAGCAUCCCGACUGGGUCUUGCACGCUGGAAAGCACCAAAGAUCGUUGACUCGGAACCAGCUGGUCUUGAAUGUAGGAUUGCCCGAAGUACAAGAUUUCAUCAUCAGCUCCGUCUCUCGGAUCCUUGAUUCUGCGAACAUUCAGUACGUAAAAUGGGACAACAACCGCGGUAUGCAUGAGCUUGCUCGCCCAUCCGAUGAUUACACUUACAUUCUCGGUUUGUACCGUGUCAUUGACAACCUUACAACGAGCUACCCCAACGUACUUUGGGAAGGCUGCGCAUCAGGCGGAGGUCGCUUCGACCCUGGUCUACUUCACUACUGGCCUCAACAUUGGACUUCUGAUAACACGGAUGCAUCGAACCGUCUCACUAUUCAAAUGGGUACCUCACUUGUCUACCCACCUUCCGCGAUGGGGUGCCACGUCUCCGCCGUUCCCAACGGUCUUACCCAUCGCAACAUCAGCAUCGAAUACCGCGGCCAUGUAGCGAUGAUGUGCGGUUCCUUCGGUCUCGAACUUAACCCCGGAGAACUCUCACCUGAGGAAGCUUCCGCCGUGCCUUCCAUCAUGGCGCAAGCCAAAGCCGUAAACCCUGUUGUUAUUUCUGGUGACUUUUACCGCCUCGCGCACCCAGAUACCAGUAACUGGCCAGGUGUGCAGUUCGUUAGUGCGAAUGCGAGCCAGAGUGUUGUGUUUGCAUUCCAGCAGCUGUAUAUGAUCAAGCCCGCUGCGCCCCCACUGAGACUGCAGGGUUUGGAUCCUAAGGCGAGAUAUUACAAUGACUUGGAUAAUGCGACAUACAGUGGGGCUACAUACAUGAAUGGCGGCCUCAAUAUCCAAUGGCCUAUGGGAGAUUAUCAGAGUAAGCUGAUUUGGUUGAACAAGGUCUGA